Messenger RNA from Phytophthora infestans T30-4, 315 nucleotides. RefSeq lists its product as uncharacterized. The transcript is spliced from 2 exons. The record is from RefSeq and is a predicted model, not a curated record. Bases 1 to 315 code for a protein of 104 amino acids. Lineage: Eukaryota; Oomycota; Peronosporomycetes; Peronosporales; Peronosporaceae.
AUGUACGCAGCGGAAUUCCGGUGGCGAGCAAUUGUGCUGCAUUACGCGUACAGCGUGCCUUGUGACCAAGUCGGGCGGAUUUUCGGUGUGUCAGGGCGUACCGUGAGCCGGUGGUAUCUGCAAUUCAAGCAAAACGGGCACGUCGAUUCUGGAAAGCAGCCCAAGAAGUCUCGCCAUAAUGCCGAAAUGCUUUCGUUUGUUAGCGACUACGUUUCUGGGAACCCGUGCUUCUACGUGGAGGAGUUGCAGGAAGAGCUUCGCCAACGAUUUGGUCACAAUGUUAAAGGUGUAUCUGCAACCAGUGGUUCAUGGUGA